AUGAAAUUACCUGAACUCUUGAAUAUUACAGAGACGCCACACAUCCGUCUUAUAUCGCUGAGUGGUAAUAACUCAAAUCAGACAAAUAAUAGAAUCGUCGCUCAGAAAGAUCAAAUAACUGACGCAUGCAAUGAAUCAGUGGAAGAAGUAGCCAAGAAGAGAUCAAAGAAUCGUAUACCUGAAGAGUGGAACGCCUACAAGAAUAAAAGACUAAGGGAGACAGGAAGAACAUAA
Acanthoscelides obtectus is the source of this 234-nucleotide messenger RNA. NCBI's taxonomy places the organism in Eukaryota, Metazoa, Arthropoda, Insecta, Coleoptera, Chrysomelidae. The record is from the annotation of a GenBank genome assembly.